GUUCGCCAGGGCGAAACAACCCAGGAACAAGACGGCCGUGGCUCGACGGACAAGACGCUCCUCGACCUCCCCAACGAACUCGUCCUGAUCAUUGCAGGCUUUCUCGACCCGGCGUCUCGGGUGCUCUUCAGCCUCUCGUGUCAUCGGUUUCGGGGUCUGCUCACCUCUCACCUCGACUUGACGCUUGAUGGUGACCGGGACACCAAGUUUCGAAUGUUACAGCUUCUCGAGCUCGACCAUCCGGGCUUCCUCACUUGCCGCUAUUGUGGUCUUUUGUAUCGUUGGCGGACGAGGGCCUGCUUCCAGUACAGAUGUCCACGUCACCACUCGUCCAAGGAUGUCUACCUAUCUUACUGUCAAUACAUUAGCGGGGCCGGGAUUGAGUGUGUUGAAAUGGGGCGAGGUGUGGUCGAUUUGAUUCUGCGAGCCUCCGAGCAUGGCCCCGAAUAUGGUGUGCCUGUGUCUAUCUUGAACAUCAGCGGUAUGGAUUGGCAAGGCGUCCCACGAAGGAACGAGGGACGGCUGGUGGACGGUCAACUCAUCUUGGCCAGUCACACGCGGGUGGAAAUAGAACCAGGAGGAGAAAUGACGACGAUGAGAAGUCUCCUGGGCAGGAAUGCAUGCCUUCAUCUACAUUGUACCUACGGACCCGUUGAUUUGACGUUGAAACCUCUCGAGCAAGUCGUCGCGAGUAUGAUAGCCGGCUCGGAAGUAUCGCAAGUUUUCAAGUGUCCGUUCUGCGAAACCGACCACCAAUUAGACAUGCGAAAAGGCGACGGGGGUCGAACCACUAUCGCCCUGAAUGUUUGGAGGAACUACGGACGAAGAUACCAGAACGGGCUGCCCAAUGAGCAGAUUUUUCAUCGGGAACCUCAGUUGCGGCUUGAUGCCAGGACACUCUCGCAAAGGGAUCUUCGAGCGGUCUUUGAGUCGGACAAGGAACACAAUCCAGAUUUUGAGCCAUAUCAAUCC
Molecule: messenger RNA, 972 nt
Organism: Exophiala aquamarina CBS 119918
Lineage: Eukaryota; Fungi; Ascomycota; Eurotiomycetes; Chaetothyriales; Herpotrichiellaceae
Exons: 1
Molecular function (GO): protein binding
Source: RefSeq, a predicted model, not a curated record